UUCAAAAAAUGUAAUUUAAAAAUCGUGACCUAAGAAAGAGCCUUCAGGUGUACAAUACAGCACAUCCCAUCAUCAGGUAGAAUCAAAAGAGCCUUCAGGAGUACAAUACAGCACAUCCCAUCAUCAGGUAGAAUCAAAAGAGCCUUCAGGAGAACAAUACAGCACAUCCCAGCAUCAGGUAGAAUCAAAAGAGCCUUCAGGAGUACAAUACAGCACAUCCCAUCAUCAGGUAGAAUCAAAAGAGCCUUCAGGAGUACAGUACAGCACAUCCCAUCAUCAGGUAGAAUCAAAAGAGCCUUCAGGAGUACAAUACAGCACAUCCCAUCAUCAGGUAGAAUCAAAAGAGCCUUCAGGAGUACAAUACAGCACAUCCCAUCAUCAGGUAGAAUCAAAAGAGCCUUCAGGAGAAUACAGAAAAUCCCAUCAUCAGGUAGAAUCAAAAGAGCCUUCAGGAGUACAAUACAGCACAUCCCAUCAUCAGGUAGAAUCAAAAGGUUGAGUUGCUGUUUUCCAAAAUACGACAGUCCAGGGAAAGGUGAAUAUAGACACCCAACUAUUUAUUUGUCAAAUAACAAUAAUAUACAUCCAUAACAAACAAAAUAAUACAGCAGGCAAGUAAACACAAAUCAGAUCCCAUUGUUAUGUGGUUUUCCUUAUCUAGUUUGACAUUUCUUUCUUACUGCAGCGGUGUCAUUAGCAUGUCUCAGAAGGAUCCCUGUCAGAAGCAAGCCUGUGAAAUCCAGAAGUGCUUACAGGCUAACAAGUACAUAGAGAGCAAGUGUGAGGAUGUGAUCAGAGCAAUGCGGAGGUGCUGUGAGGUGCACACUGCUCAGAGAUCAAUCUGCUGCUCAGGGUUUGUGAAGGAACAGGAAGACACCAUCAAGAACACGUGACCUCAAUCACUGAAACCCGUCACUUCCAAUAACACUUGAGAUGGCUGCACUGUGUUAAGAUAUUGUAGAGUUCAAUAAAUGAUGUAGAAUAGUA
Molecule: messenger RNA, 987 nt
Organism: Acipenser ruthenus (sterlet)
Lineage: Eukaryota; Metazoa; Chordata; Actinopteri; Acipenseriformes; Acipenseridae
Product: cx9C motif-containing protein 4-like
Exons: 2
Coding region: 642-893 (83 amino acids)
Cellular component (GO): mitochondrial intermembrane space
Source: RefSeq, a predicted model, not a curated record